Acanthocheilonema viteae is the source of this 1830-nucleotide messenger RNA. The record is from the annotation of a GenBank genome assembly. Lineage: Eukaryota; Metazoa; Nematoda; Chromadorea; Rhabditida; Onchocercidae.
AUGUGUAGUUCUUUUGUAGAGCCUUAUGGUUGGGCCUUUCUACCGGAUUUGUUGUUGGAAGAAAUUUUCUCCCAAUUACCUAUUAAAAAUUUGGGACGUUGCUCUCAGGUAUGCUUGAAUUGGUAUCGUAUAAGCCAGCAGGGUUAUGCUUGGCGACGAUUUCAGUACAAAGACAAAAUGUUCACAAGACGAAAGUACACAUCACAUGCAGGAUGGCAAUAUAUGAUUGACCAUUGGAAGUUGAGAUUUCUAAUAGUGAAAGCGACGUCGAAAUGGAGGGUGCUGGAAAUUGAACCGGUAACAAUUCUUUUUAAUUUGUACGAAUUCAUCCGAGUUUUGACUAAUUUUUCGGAAUACUAUGAGAGAAACUCAUCUGAGAAGCCGCUUCAAGGAAUUCGAUCAUUUUCAUUUAAAUGGCAACUUCAUGUACACGUAAGGGGUGAAAAUGAAACUGAACGGAUUUUGUACAAAUUUGAUUCUCAACUCAUAUCAUUAUGUAUUAUAAAUUUAACGAAAGUGUACAGGCCAUUUCUACAACUUGGAUUAUUUCUAUUUUUGGAACAUUUAACAGUCUCACCACAACAUCUUGAUGAAUCGAUCGUGAUACUUCUAGCUGACCUGAGACAUCUCAAAUCACUGAUAAUUUUACAGAACGAUAAAACAUUUGGAGCGAAAGCGGUUGAUUCGAAGGCAUGGUUAUCUUUCGCAGAACGUAACAAUCACACGAGAGUUUAUUUAAUUCAGGCAGGUACAUUUUUUUUGUUUCCAGCAAUGAGCGAUCAUUUGAAAUUACGAAAGCGACAAAAUGCAUUACUAAUUCAGCCUAAGGCACCAGUCUAUGCUAUCAUCUUCGAUAAAUCAACUGGACAGCUUACCGGUGAAUUAACACAAGAGAUUUGCCAUAACUAUUCUACAACGCUGCAAUUUUUCCUCCAGAAAGGUCUUGAACGUCGAUACCGUUCCCGAGAGUUCUCGAAACGAGUUGAUAUUUUCGCUAUUGAGCUCGCUCAUCGAUGCCCUAAUCUAAAACUGUUAGCAAUACGUGAAAGAAUGUGUUUUGCGAGUGCAUUAUUACUCGCUCAAAUCGCCCGAUCACAUCGAAUGACAAUUUGUUUGAGACGCAACGCAUUGCUAAAAAGGGUAAAUUGGUCUGAUGAUGCCGUAAGAAGUAUUUUGGGUUCAGAGAGCAAUCAGAAAUGGAUCAGAGGUCAUUGCAGAAAUUUUGAAACACUUGAAAAGACAAUUCGAAAUAUAAUGGGCACUACAGCUCCGAUCGCAAUGAAUCAAAUUAGUUCUGAAAAAGUUAUGGAAAAGUUAAAACGUACCGAAGUAAUGCACAAAGCAGAAAAGUCAUUGAAGAUGGCGGAAAAGGUUGAACAUGUACCAAACAAUUUGAAAACGCAUAAUUCGAAAGAACGAAGGGGAAGAAGCUAUCAAAUUAUUGGUGAUUUGGACACCACUGAUUCAUCAUUUGAGUAUUCAUUAGACAAUACGCUUGCUAUGGAAUCAUUAGAAAUGAUUAAAGGAAAACACGGGCUGGUAUUGGAAGGUGAAGAGAUCGAUCAUCAAAUGGUAAAAGUCCCACAAAGAAGUGAUUCAUCAGAUUAUUCAUUAUUCGAUUCGCAAUCAUCGAGACGAGAUAUUCGUGAACAACGAUUUCGAUUAUUCAAGUUAAACACAUCGGUAGCUCGACGAGUAGCUGCUGUGCUAGAAGAUAGUAUAAUUUCUACAUCCACUCAAGACAAGAAAGAGAAGCCAGCGACUGAAGCGGAUACACAACAAAUUCCUGAGGUAGAAGAAACUCAGAAUAACUUAAUAGCGCAUACCUAA